Messenger RNA from Varroa destructor (honeybee mite), 1966 nucleotides. RefSeq lists its product as uncharacterized. NCBI's taxonomy places the organism in Eukaryota, Metazoa, Arthropoda, Arachnida, Mesostigmata, Varroidae. The record is from RefSeq and is a predicted model, not a curated record.
AGGCUCGAUGGAGCUCGUUCUCUACACACAUCGCUCCCCAGAUGUCAUGGAGCACCUGUUUCAUCUUGCUGGUCUCAUCCCAGAUAGGGUACCGGUCCCACUGCAGGUUCACGAUUACAUUCUCAAGGCUCGUCCACAAUACACGAUAGUACAGACGUCAUCCACAACACGCAAGCGCCCGUUGCCUGCAGAAGAAAUUGGAUCAGAAUGCGAUGAUGGGAGUCGCGAAAGUCAUCCUUUGUUUGAGUUAAUUAAACGACGUGCCCUUGAAGUUCCCAACCUGCCCAAUACGUCUCCAACAUUCGGCGAUCUGGGUGAUAUGGAUGUGCACCGAUGGGAAGAGGUCGGCGUUCAAGGGGUGCAACCGCCAACAGCUCUUAAUAACGCCUUAACCGGAAGCUUGAACGUACACUAACGGCUCCCUAUACGCUGACAUCAGAGUUCAGUCAGGUGUCAUGGUCGAAAGUUGUCAGGCUAUUCCGUUGGGAGAACCAUUCUAAUCGCGUAAAGAUUUUGCUGUGCAGAAUGAUUUGGUCAUAUCAGCCAAAAGAUUUUGAGGCCAGCGAAGUGAGUACCCGUGAAUUGAAGGCUGAUUGUAAUAUGCUGCUGUUUUGACAUCCGAUAGAAAUUCUUAACCCAUACCUGAGUGGUCUUGAAAUUGAGGAAGUAAGCCUCUAAUCUGAUUCUGUUUGAUUAGAAAAUGUUGGGCCUUCGUUAGUUUUUUGAACAAACAGUAGUCUGGCGACCGUUCGCUAAUCCGAUAUUCUGUGAUGGCCGAGGUUUACAGACAACGACCUCACUAUUAUUAUUGCUACACGAUUGUAGUUGUUGUAUUAUGAUUACUGUGACUCGAAACUAAGCAUAUACAUUACAUAUAUGAUAACGAUGCUGAUAAUGAUUCCGAUAACAGAGGCUAAGAAAGCGACGGCAGAAAGCAACAUAUGUAUCAUAUUAUCACAUUGAGGAUGAGACUGCAAAAUACAUUUAGAUUCGUUCUUCCUUCUUGAAGAAAUGGCGACUAUGACUCCGCAACCCAUACUUUCCUAAAGAUCUUCCACCGUGUAUCUGUCUCCCACCAACUGAUUAUCUCCCAUUCGCUCAGUCAGGCAAAAAUGGCUGACGAGGAAAGACACUCCUCACCAACGUCGCUAAUCGGUUUUAUUUGAAUCAAUAGCCAAGUAAGAAUAUCCUCCACAAAGAGAGCUACCCGCAUGAAUUUUGUUUCUAUGUUUUUUACCUCUAGUCGACAAGCAAUGCUAUUAACCAAUGCGUACGUCCAAAAACAUUAGCGUAUACGAGCUCAGCGUAUUAUUUGACUUUUAGAUUUUCGCACUCGUCUGUGCUAAGAAUAAAGUUGUGCGUAUAAAAAAAACCGUAUACAAAAAAUGCUACUGACAAAAUGUCGCAGUUGCCAUUCAGUAGCUGAAGUUCUACACACUCGCAAUUAAUAGAACUAAACACACCUUAGUGAUACCAUAAAAACUAAGUUCUACGUGAGUACCUAAUUUUUAGUUCGUAGAUCGUUGUACCUAUUUUUUUUUUAGGAAAAACCAAAUGUGUUCGAUACGUCAAUUGUUUCCGUGCUACUCUAGGCUGUCCUUAAAGGCGUGACCGGGAACGAAAACUUGCGCCCGUUAUAAAUGUCUGGUGACAUUAUUCUUAUUAUUAUCUCACAAUGAAUAUAUUAUAAUAUAAAUGUAAUUACGUAUUUAUGAUUUUGGUUCAGCUGUUGUUCGGUUUAGUAAAGGAUUCACAGGUUGCUUAACCCCUAAUAUAUACAAAAAAAAAAACAAACUAUUGACGUAGCCGUGUGAUGAACGACGGAUGGGAAUACGAAUAAUACUAGUUAUUAUUAGUUAUCAUAAUAAUAUGAUCUGACAUAAAUUAAGUUAUACCAAGUAUAUAUAUAUAUAUAUAUAUAUAUAUAUACAAUGCAAAAAGGGUGAAGUCGUGCCGAGGUUACAAA